AUGGCUCUACUUCGUCUUGUAAUUACAAGCGCAUUUAUCGUGCUUGCGGCGACUUCCUCUGUCCACGCUGAAGCCGAAAUCCUAGAUGAUGGGGUUACUGUUGAGACAGUAGAAGAAGAUGGCUACCAGACACCUCAAAUUGAUUCUAAAAAAGCAUACUUGGCGGAACAUUUUGAUGAUGAAGAGGCUUUUAAAAAGAAAUGGGUGAAAUCGGAGACCAAAAAGCAAGGAGUUGAUGAUACCAUUGCCAAAUAUGAUGGAAAAUGGGAGUUGCAAACACCAGCAAGACGUUUACUUAAGGAUGACUUUGGACUGGUGCUUACAACAGAAGCCAAGCAUGCAGCGAUAUCAGCCUUACUCAACAGGCCAUUUGUGUUCAGUGAUAAGCCAUUAAUUGUGCAGUAUGAAGUCACUAUGCAGGAAGGCCAAAUCUGUGGUGGCGCGUACUUAAAGCUUCUCUCCAAAGGCGUCAACACACGGAAUGAUCUUAAACAAUUCCAUGACCAAACUCCAUACACAAUUAUGUUCGGACCAGACAAGUGCGGCAAUGACAACAAACUGCACUUCAUCUUCAAACAUCAGAAUCCAAAGAAUGGUACUAUUGAGGAGAAACACGCCAAGAAACCUACUCAGCGGCUAGACGAUAUAUACAAAGACAAGGAGCCUCACCUAUAUACAUUAAUCGUUCGUCCUGACAACACAUUCACAAUACUGGUGGACAAUAAGGAGGUCAAUUCCGGGUCUCUGUUAGAAGACUUCACCCCCGCAGUGAACCCACCAGAGGAGAUUGAUGACCCUAAUGAUAAGAAGCCAGAGGACUGGGAUGAGAGGGAAAAGAUUGUAGACCCCACAGCGACCAAACCAGAGGAUUGGGACGAAGAUGCGCCGGCGCAAAUAGUUGACCCCAACGCGGUUAAACCAACAGGCUGGCUUGAUAAUGAACCGGAGAUGAUACCUGACCCCGACGCGGUGAAGCCAUCGGACUGGGAGGAGGAGAUGGACGGAGAGUGGGAAGCGCCUCUCGUGGACAACCCUUUGUGCAGCUCUGCCCCUGGAUGUGGCGAGUGGAAGGCGCCGCUCAUCGCCAACCCUAACUACAAGGGUGUAUGGCGGGCGCCGUUGAUCCCAAACCCCAACUACAAAGGCAAGUGGACCCCGCGACGCGUCCCAAACCCACAUUACUUCAACGACGAGCACCCGUUCCGUAUGACCACAAUUACCGCCGUUGGCUUCGAACUGUGGUCGAUGUCGCCUCAGCUGCUCUUCGACAACUUGAUCAUAACAGACGAUGAAGAGGUGGCCGCGGAGUGGGCCAGACAGACAUACACACUCAAACGGGACAGGAUUACUAGCCAGGCGAAAACCCUGUGGGGUAAAAUUCUGGCCGCCACUCAAUACAAGCCGGGCUAUUGGGCCAUGUAUGCUUUGUACAGUGCAGUGCCCAUCACUCUCUACAUUGUUUACUUGCUGGGGAGAUCCAGAGAGGAAUCGCUGGUGGAGCGAGGUCUGAAGUUCGCGGGUGAGAAUCCCUGGGUGUAUGCCGUGGUCAUCAUCGGGUCAUUCAUCAUUGUGGGCUUUGUGGCUUACAUGUGCUGUGGGCCUAGAACCCAAGACCCAGAAGUAGAAGACGUUAAGAAAACUGAUGCAGUAGUAGAGGACGACCCUCACCAAUCCGACGAGGAGAGAGAGGAAGAGAAGACAGAAGAGAGUGCCGAAAAAGAGAAACAGAGCAAGGCUGAUUUAGAGGGACCAGAUAAUACUCAGGAGAGCGCGCCAGUCAUCGACACGGAGGGCGCUGGUGAUGGACAAAGGAAACGGAAACCGCGUAAAGAAUAA
Molecule: messenger RNA, 1836 nt
Organism: Pieris macdunnoughi
Lineage: Eukaryota; Metazoa; Arthropoda; Insecta; Lepidoptera; Pieridae
Source: the annotation of a GenBank genome assembly